This is a messenger RNA of Fusarium keratoplasticum, 1524 nucleotides long. RefSeq names its product Endo/exonuclease/phosphatase domain-containing protein. The record is from RefSeq and is a predicted model, not a curated record. Gene Ontology annotation, molecular function: catalytic activity. The transcript has a single exon. Bases 1 to 1524 code for a protein of 507 amino acids. Lineage: Eukaryota; Fungi; Ascomycota; Sordariomycetes; Hypocreales; Nectriaceae.
AUGAGAUUCGCAUCACCGCUGAUAGCGGUCACUUCCGCUCUAUGGCUCACCCUCUUCCCUUCCGUGCAGGCACAGUCUGCGGAAGCCUCGGGAUCCCUCUCGCUGAUUGAGGGCGAGGAUCUCUUCACCUUCCGGUACUCCACCUCCCAACCCGACAGCUCCAACUGGGUCGGUCUCUACUACAGCGCCGGCGGAGGCCCCGUCGAUGGGGAGAAGGGCUCGUCCAACUCCAUAAUGUGGAAGUGGACGCCCAAGUCCCAGGGAACCGUCCAGCUGUCCGCCUCUAGCCUCGAACCCGGCAACUACACGGCCUUCUUCCUCGCCCGCGGCGGCUACCAGUCGCUUUCUGAGCCUCUCGAGGUGGUCAAGCCCCGUGAGACUGGUGGGGAUGUCGCGUUUAUCGUCUCUGACGUCACCCUGCCCAAAGCGCGUGUCGGCGAUAGGUACACGUAUCGGCUUAGCGGCCUCGUCAAGGGCGGCAACCAUGUCACUUUCUCCACUCAAGGAUACGGCAGCUGGCUCAAGAUCACUGAAGGCGGCGUCCUUGCUGGUACACCUACUGGUACGGCUAAGGAUGCCGUUGUCACCAUUCGCGCGACGGGUACCGACUCUGCCGCCAUUGGUGUCUUUACUGUUCCUGUGGUCCCCGAGGGUGAGCCUCUGAUUAAGGAGCUCAAGGUCAUGUCCUUGAACAUGUGGAACGGUGGCACCGGAGUCACCAACUACCACGACAAGCAGGUCCGCUUCAUGGCAUCUUCCGGCGCUGAUAUCAUCGGCAUCCAGGAAGAUCAGUGGGGCCGUCACAUCCCUCGUCUCGCCAAUGCUCUGGGCUGGUGGGGAUGGUCCAGCGGCGGCGAUGUCGGCAUUCUCAGCAAGUACCCUAUUGUUGAGGAGUACGGCGUCAUCAGCAGACCCAGCCGUUCUGGAGGUGUGAGGAUCGCUCUCGACGGUGACCAACAGCAGCUCAACUUUUACGUUGCUCACCUGGGCUACACUCCUUAUGGACCUUAUGACACCUGCUUUAGCCACAUGAGCCCCGACAAGGUUAUCCAGCGAGAGGCUCAGUCUGGUCGCACACCUCAGAUGGAGGCUACCCUCCGCGGCAUGAAGAACCACCUUGACCAGGCUGAUGAGACUCCCGUGUUCCUCGUCGGUGACUUCAACGCUCCUUCUCACCUCGACUGGGUCGACGGUCUCAAGGAGAAGAACUGCGGCUACUCCAACUUCCGCUGGCCAACCUCUGUCCUCCCUGAGGAGGCAGGCCUCAUCGACUCCUUCCGAGUCGCCAAUCCAGACCCGGUCAAGGUCCAAGGCACAACCUGGUCCCCCGUCACCAUCUGGAACAACGCCAACCGCCGAGAGCCCCAGGACCGAAUCGACUUUAUCCUGCACAAGGGCAAGAGCCUCAAGGUGACGGACUCGCACACAGUGGUUGUCGGACAUCCCAUGCCGAUCCCCGACACCAAGUACAACGAGUGGUUCUCUGACCACGCUGCUGUGCUGACGACUUAUGAGUUGGAGUGA